AUGGCCACACCGAGGCUCCCCUUCCUCUGGCCCAUGCUAUGGAAGCCCUCAAAUGCGCCUCGGAUUCGCGCCCGCGCCCGCGCGCCCCCUUCAAAGCGCUCUCUCGCAACAACCGCAUACCGCUGCGUAGAAGCUCCUAUCCAGCGAUACGGCACAGCGCACGAACCGGCGCCAUACCUGCGGGAAGAGCUAUCGAAAGCAGACCCGACGCCGCCCAAGAUCCCGCACGAUCCGGCCAGAGAUGUGGAAGAAGAGGACGACGAACACGAAGCCCACAUACCGACCUCGACCCCCUUAACGCCAGGCCAGACUAGCUCGAUAGAAGACACGCCCCCAGCAUACGCACCGCCCGCAGCGCCAAAAACCGGCGACACAAAGCCCCUCGACAGCGUCCUCCACAUGCCCGGCCCCUCGGAGGAAGACCACAAGCCGCCACACCUCAAAACGCCGCCGUACGUGCACCACUUCGACACCUACGGGCUCGUGCAGCAACUGUCCAAAUCCACCUACAGCGCGCCGCAAAGCAUAACGCUCAUGAAAGCCGUGCGCGGCAUCCUCAUCGAGAACAUGCUCCUCGCGCGGCAAGGACUCGUGAGCAAAUCCAACGUGGAGAACGAGACGUACCUCUUCCGCGCAGCGUGCGCAGAGCUGAAGACGGAAAUGGGCAACGCGCGGCGGGGGGAGGUGGAGCGGAUGCGCACCGAGCGGGCCCAGCUGCAGCACGAAGUGGACAUUCUGGGGCAGAAGCUCGGACAGGAGACCGGCAGCGUCAAGGACGAGCUCAAGGGCCUUUUCGACGAUCGCAGAAUGGCGGUGAGGCAGGAACAGAGGAGUAUGGAGACAAAGAUCCAAGAACUCAACUACCAAAUCACAAUCAAGCUCAACUCGGACGCGCGCUCCGAAGUCGAGGGCCUCCGCUGGGUGCUCACCCGCCGCAUCGCAAUGGGCAUAGCCGCGCUGGCAACCAUGGUCGUGAUCCUGCUGCAGUUCAACUCGAGCCGCAAGCACGAAGCGAAAGAGGGGGUGGCGAAGAAGAAGAGGGAGGAUGUUCAGCAGAAUACUGGCGAUGCGGGUGGUGGUGGUGGUGGAAGGGCGAAUGGAGGCAACGGAGGAGGAGGAGGAGGAGGUGGUGGUGGUGGUGGAGCAGGGGCGGAGGAGCAGAGGUUGGGGAUGAGUGGUAUUACGGCUGUGGGGAGUCGGGCGCAGGAUGAGGCGCUUGGGGGGGAGUUGUUGGCUACUGAGGGGGUGAGUUUGGGGUAG
Messenger RNA from Ascochyta rabiei, 1260 nucleotides. RefSeq lists its product as uncharacterized. Gene Ontology annotation, cellular component: mitochondrion. The transcript has 2 exons. NCBI's taxonomy places the organism in Eukaryota, Fungi, Ascomycota, Dothideomycetes, Pleosporales, Didymellaceae. The record is from RefSeq and is a predicted model, not a curated record. Bases 1 to 1260 code for a protein of 419 amino acids.